GUAGUGUGGUCCACCCUUGUGCUAUAUAUAACAUAUGAAACACACAACCUAAGAUGAAAUUGUCUUACAAAAGUGGCUCCUAGAUCAUUUUAGACUCAGAAUGGUUUAGAGAGAAAGAAAGAAAAAUUCUAGUGUGUGCAAUUUCAUUAGAGUCAGUCUAGAAAGAAAAUGAGGAGAGUAGAGAUAACGCAUACUAGAGCUUGUUGACAUCUCUUGAAUCAGCUUGAAAACUAUUUGUGUGUAUGUGUGUUAUAUGGAUGAAAGCAGCAAUGAGUCAAGAACAAGAAGAUGAGACCCCUAAAUCUAACAGAAUUGGCUGUGUUGGUGGUAGAAGAGGUGUUGGAAGACCUUGCAAAAAGCCAAAGCCAAAAAGGGUGCCACAGAGAGGACUUGGUGUGGCUCAACUUGAAAAAAUAAGACUUGAAGAAGAACAAAAGGAGAAGGUAGUUCAAGCUGCGAUUGCAUCAUCAACCAAUCCCCUUUUAGAUAUGCAUCAUCAAUUUUUAAACUGUCAUCACUCCAAUCAACCAUCUUCUCCAAAUUCAUUGCCUUCAAGCACUGUUUCAUUUGCAAACAGUUCUGGUGGAUCUAAUGCUGACUUGCAUGGUAUUCCAGCUCUGGGGCAUGUGAGUGGGCCUCAGUUGUGGGAUCCCCAUGAUUUUGAUUUUGGGAAGAAUUUUGGCAUGGAUCCUGCAGGAUUGGCUUUUACAUCAAGUUUGGCAUUUGACUCCAACCCCAUUAGGCCACUUUCCAAUUGGAUGCAAACACAACAUCAUCAUCCUUUUUCACCAAUGGUGAGUGUCUCCUCAGGGACUUCAUCAACAACUAUGCCUCAUUCCUCAGUAGAGCAACCUUCAAACCAAAACUAUAGUGGAAGUUAUGUUUCUAAGAGGCAGGAGGAGAAGUUUCAGAUGAUAGGUAUUAAAAGACCAAACCCUUUCUCUUUGGCUACUUCUCCUGUGUCCUCUUCCAAUUUUAAACCUCUCACUUUUGCUACUACUAUGAAAGCAAGUGAAACAAUUCCAUGCGGGAGUGGAAGAGGAUUCAACUUGGAUUUUGGCAAUUCAACUUUAAGGGAAAUUCCUUCUCUUUCAGCAUCCAACUCAAAUAUGAACUCAAAGAAAAAUAAAAAAGGGAAGAAGAAUAUUGGUGGAGAUUUUCUUAGACUUGCUCCUCCUACUCAAUGCUCAUGUUCCAAGUUAAAGUCUUCUUCAGCUUUCGUAUCAUCUAACCUUAAGGGAAAUAUGAAAGAUCAAGUCGCUCCCCCACCAGGGUUCAAUCCAACUAAUCAACAACGGCAAUAUCGGUACAAUUCCAUCCCUCCAUCAACAAAGGUGACACAAAUUGGACAACAAUCAGAUAGAUUUCAGAACUGUAAUGUGGUGGGAGAAAGUAUUGAUCUUGAUCUCAAUUUGAAGCUGUGAACAUCUUCUGUCCAUUUCUUGUGGAGUCAAUUUCAGGCCAGUGAGACUUGUAUGGUCAUCUUUCAUUUAAUUUUAGUAGUAGGUAGGUACUGUCUCAAAGGGACUAGAAAUCACUGGCCUAUGAGAAGCUAGCUAGAGUGAGAAAAAAAUUAUAUGCCCAUUAAUUUUCUUUGCUUAAUGACUGUGUUUUUAUGAGGCUUAAUUUUGGUGGAAUUGUUGCCUUUGGAGCUUUGGUUAUUUUAUGUUCUCUUGGUUUACAUUUUCUAUGGUUGAUGCCAGAUGGAAUAACAAUGAAAAACUAUUAAGUGCUUAAUAAUGCACAAAUAGAAUGGAAUGCAACAGAGUUUUGUUA
Glycine soja is the source of this 1776-nucleotide messenger RNA. RefSeq lists its product as uncharacterized. Bases 243 to 1424 code for a protein of 393 amino acids. The transcript is spliced from 6 exons. The record is from RefSeq and is a predicted model, not a curated record. NCBI's taxonomy places the organism in Eukaryota, Viridiplantae, Streptophyta, Magnoliopsida, Fabales, Fabaceae. Gene Ontology annotation, molecular function: DNA-binding transcription factor activity.